UUUAUUAAAUAACUUUCGCUGACUUACGAGAAUCGUUUUCAAUUUGAGCAAAAAAUAUUACUUCAAAAAUUCGCUACUGAUGCAAGCGCCAAAUAUUAUAGUCCCGAGCGCGGCGGCCAAUCAUAUUACAUUCACUGGCUCUAGGCUCAGAGCAGAUUUGUUCUGCCUGCUUGAAGCCGAAAAGUGACUUCGCAAAUCCGUACGGCACACUUCAUAACCUCAACAUUUGAGGCUUUCGAAGCGUCCGCUAAUAUCAACGUAAUCUACGAGUUUCAUCCAAAAUCUUUGAAAUUUUCACUGGAUAAUCAUCAUGCCUGAAGCAACGAAAGUCGAUGCUCCCAAGCCACUGCCCGAGAAGAAAAAUAAUGUCAAAGAUGAAGAUAAAAGCGAUCUGUCUGAUGAAGAUAGAUUGUUGCAAGAAGAGCUAAAUCAGCACGUAGAACAACUACAAGCUGAUAAUGCGUCUUUGUAUUUUAAUGCAUUGGACGCGUUGGCAUCGCAAAUUCGAAGUUCUACCACCUCUAUGACAAGUGUACCCAAACCUUUGAAAUUCAUGCGUCCUCAUUACGAUACGAUGAAGCAAAUUCUCGACAAACUGACGGAAAUGAAAUGCAAAGAGCUUUGCUGCGAUAUUAUUUCUGUGUUGGCAAUGACAAUGGGGGAAAACAAAGAGUGCUUAAAAUAUAGACUGAUGAGUUCAGCCAAAAAUAUUGGUGAAUGGGGACAUGAGUAUAUUCGGCAUCUGUCAGGAGAACUAGCAAGUGAAUGGGAAGAACUAGCAAGCGAAGGCAGCAGCGAAAUGGUUGCAAAAUUAACUGGAUUAGUUCAUGAAAUAGUUCCAUAUAAUAUGGCUCAUAAUGCUGAAGUUGAAGCCUGUGAUUUACUCAUGGAAAUUGAUCGUUAUGACUUAUUAGAGCAAUAUGUGGAUGAAAGUUCUUAUCAAAGAGUUUGCUUGUAUUUAACAAAUAAUGUACCUUAUGUUGCUGAUCCAGAAAAUAGCACUUUGUUACAUACAUCGUUAAAGUUGUACAAAAAAUUCAAUCAAUAUCCUCAAGCCCUCAGAUUGGCUAUGCAACUCAACGAUUUAAGUUUGAUUGAAGAUAUUUUUACAUCUUGUCCAGAUUUGUCUGUUCAAAAGCAAUUAGCUUUUAUGCUUGGGCGUCAACAAAUUUUCCUUGAGCUUCCAAUCUCAUUAGAUUGGUAUGAUGAUUUGGUUGAAAUAAUGACUAAUUCACAUUUGAAUAAUCACUUCCUAAAUCUGGCACGAGAACUUGAUAUAAUGGAAGCUAAAACUCCAGAAGAUGUUUAUAAAUCUCAUUUAGAUAAUUCAAGACCACCAUUUGGUGGUAAUCAAGUUGAUUCAGCUCGCCAAAAUCUGGCCGCUAGCUUUGUCAAUGGUUUUGUAAAUGCUGCUUUUGGGCAUGAUAAAUUGCUCAUUGAAGAUGGAAACAAGUGGCUUUACAAAAAUAAAGAACAUGGUAUGCUGAGUGCUACCGCUUCCCUUGGUCUUAUUCUGCUUUGGGAUGUUGACGGUGGUCUGACUCCCAUCGACAAAUAUUUGUACUCGUCUGAAGACUACAUUAAAUCCGGAGCUUUACUGGCUUGUGGUAUCGUUAACUGUGGUGUUAGAAAUGAAUGUGAGCCUGCUCUGGCUUUAUUAUCAGAUUAUGUAAUGCACAACAGUAAUACCAUGAGAAUUGGAGCAAUUGUUGGUUUGGGUCUUUCUUAUGCUGGAUCCAAUCGUGAAGCAGUUUUAAGCCUACUGAUACCAGUCCUCAGUGAUCCAAAGUCUAACUGGGAAGUAAUUGGCGUGACUGGUCUUGCCUUGGGUAUGGUAGCUGUUGGCUCUUGCAAUUCUACUGUUACUACUGCAAUUAUGUCUGUUUUAAUGGAAAAAACUGAGACUGAACUUAAGGAUACAUACGCUCGAUUCCUACCUCUAGGUAUCGGUCUAUGCUUCUUGGGUAAACAAGAAGCUGCAGAAGCUAUAAUCGCCGCCCUCGAAGUUAUUCCCGAGCCAUUUAAAUCCAUGUCAAUGACUCUUGUUGAAGUUUGCGCUUAUGCAGGAACUGGCAACGUUUUGAAAAUUCAGAACCUUUUACACAUUUGUUCUGAACAUUACGAACCAACUAAUGAAAAAGAAGAAAAAUCCAGCAAGAAGGACGAUAAAAAAAAUAGCGAGGAAAAGAAAGAAGAAAAGGAAAAAGACUUGAGCUCGAAGCAAGCUGUGGCCGUUUUGGGUAUUGCUCUUAUAGCAAUGGGAGAGGAAAUCGGUGCUGAAAUGGCGUAUAGAACGUUCGGCCAUUUGUUAAGAUACUGCGAACCAGUAAUAAGACGCUCUGUACCUUUGGCUUUAGGUCUUAUCUCAGUAUCGAAUCCAAAAUUAAAUAUUCUUGAUACUUUGUCAAAGUUUUCGCACGAUAGUGACAUGGAAGUCGCCCACAAUGCUAUUUUUGCUAUGGGCUUGGUAGGCGCUGGUACAAAUAAUUCAAAAUUAGCAGCCAUGCUGAGACAACUGGCUCAGUAUCAUGCCAAGGAUCCAAAUAAUUUAUUCAUGGUUAGAAUUGCUCAAGGUCUGGUACAUUUAGGUAAAGGCACAAUGACAUUGUCACCUUAUCAUAGUGACAGACAAUUAUUAAGCCCUGUAGCAUUGGCUGGUCUAUUAGCUGCACUUAUUGGCUUUUUGGAUGUCAAAAACAUAAUACUGGGCAGAUCUCACUACCUGUUGUACACAUUGGCAGCAGCAAUGCAACCUAGAAUGCUGGUAACGUUUGACGAAGAACUGCAGCCGCUGGCUGUGCCAGUUCGAGUUGGUAUGGCCGUCGACGUGGUGGGUCAAGCCGGUAAUCCGAAAACCAUCACAGGUUUCCAAACCCAUACUACACCUGUGCUACUUGCUCACGGCGAGAGAGCCGAGCUGGCCACAGAAGAUUAUGUGCCGCUCACUCCCAUCAUGGAAGGUUUUGUUAUCUUACGCAAAAACAAGGACGCUAAUUAAAACGUCAAAAAAGCCUGCUUGAACGAAUAACUGCCGAUGUUUGAUGAGUGCGCGAUAUUAAUGAUAUAGAAUAUAUAUUAAAAUAAUAAUAAUUACUGUUUAAGCUUUAUUAUUGUGUACAAUAUAAUGCUCUACUAUGUAAUGACACCAUAUUGUAACAUGUAUAACUUUUAAGAUUUAUAAAUAAAAUCACAGAAACAAAA
This is a messenger RNA of Trichogramma pretiosum, 3201 nucleotides long. It is a transcript of the gene Rpn1, whose product is annotated as 26S proteasome non-ATPase regulatory subunit 2. Lineage: Eukaryota; Metazoa; Arthropoda; Insecta; Hymenoptera; Trichogrammatidae. The transcript has 6 exons. Gene Ontology annotation, molecular function: enzyme regulator activity. Gene Ontology annotation, cellular component: proteasome storage granule; proteasome regulatory particle, base subcomplex; nucleus. Gene Ontology annotation, biological process: proteasome-mediated ubiquitin-dependent protein catabolic process; regulation of protein catabolic process. The record is from RefSeq and is a predicted model, not a curated record. Bases 311 to 2998 code for a protein of 895 amino acids.